Rhinocladiella mackenziei CBS 650.93 is the source of this 1968-nucleotide messenger RNA. RefSeq lists its product as uncharacterized. Gene Ontology annotation, molecular function: metal ion binding; ATP binding; D-alanine-D-alanine ligase activity. Lineage: Eukaryota; Fungi; Ascomycota; Eurotiomycetes; Chaetothyriales; Herpotrichiellaceae. The record is from RefSeq and is a predicted model, not a curated record. The transcript is spliced from 2 exons. The coding region runs from base 1 to 1968 and encodes 655 amino acids.
AUGGCUCCUUACUUCAACGGAAUUCGAGAUUACACUUGCGAGGACUUCCUGAUCAACGUCCCGGACAACCAGGCGGGCCUUGAUAAAGCCGCUCCAUAUACACUAUCAAAGGUUCGCUGCCAGUGGAAGUUUUCCGACCAGCCGCAAAAAGGCGAUGCAGCCUGCUACUUCCGCAGCCUCGAUCUGAUACUGAGCGUCCUGUCCAUCUCGACCCAAAACGGGGCACAAGAACAUCUUCCUGUAGCAAAUGGCACCGUCCUCGAGACCAUCGUUGGCCGCAUUCAUACAGAUUAUGGUAAAGAAAGUGCGAUGAAAGUAGUCCUCGCUACGGCCGAUGGAUAUCCCUGCCGGAGCGAUAUCCUGGACGUGCGGAUGCGGCACUCCACGUUCGUCGACACCGUCAUCUCCUUCGGCAGCUGGGAUAGGCGUCUCCUGGCGUUCUCCAGAUGCGACAAGUUCUCUUUGCUCCCACUGCUGUCUUCUUCACCAGGCGUGAUCGUUGCGAAGCAUACUCCGACAACCAGUCUCACAAGCUGGGCGCUACUCCGCAGAGAUCUCGAGAUGCGCCUAUCGUUCAACUGGACUCUCCCUAGGAAGCCACCCGCUUACAAGGUGGCCCUUGUUGCCGCCCGGCAUAGAUACGAGGGGGGAUCAUACCACGCGCAAGGAUUUUUCGAGGCCGCCCAAGGCCUGGGGUUUGCCAUUACGGUGAUCGACAAACCCGGCCAUUGGCUUGAGGGCGACACAUAUGCACACCUGCGCGACGACUUUGUGCCGCUCGAUCUAUCCACAGACGCCGACCUACCGCACCGCAUCGCCGACGCCAUCAGGAACAAAGCCCUGGAUGGUCUUGUCACAUUCACCGACCAAUACGUCGUGGCCGUAGGCCAGGCAGCAGAAAUGCUCGGCCUGCCCAGCGAGCCCAUGCGCCGCGUCAUCAACGACCCCAACAUCCAGACCCUAGCCCUGCAGAGCUCAGACCAGCUCGACGACCCAGCCACAUCCAGGGCCCUCGCAGACCUGCACUACCCGCUCAUCGUCAAGCCCAUCUCCGGCUGCUCCUCCGAAGGCGUCAAGAAAGUCACCGAUGAGACUGACAUGCGCGAAGCAGUUCGCAUGGCCUACGCCGAGGGGCUCGCUGGGGCGGGAGUCAUCGUCGAGACCUUCGUCGAAGGCCCCGAGCUUGACUGCAACUUCGUGCUCUGUGACGGCGAUGUCUGGUUCCUGGAAUUGACGGACGAUCUGCCUUCUACGGGCGACGCAACCAACGCGACACUGGCGGAUAACUUUGCGGAAACCGCCAUGGUCUCACCCAGUGGACUUCCUGCCGCGGAGCUCAAAGUUCUUCGCGACUCGUUGCAUAGUAAUCUGCGCAAACUAGGCCUCUGGUGGGGUAUGUUCCAUGUCGAGGCGCGUGUUCGCAAUUCCUCGAUGGGCUAUGCCGACGUCCGCGGCGAUGGAUUAUUAGACCUAGUCCCAGUACAGCGUACAGGAACCCACCGGGAGCCAGACGCGAUGGUGAUCGAGAUCAACGCGCGCACACCAGGCGGCGGGGACACGUUCCGAACAAUGUACGCGUACGGGGUCGACUUCUACGCGUUGCAUAUGCUACGGGCCGUCGAGGAUCGCGAACGCUUCAAUGCCCUAUCAAAGCCGUUUACGUAUCCUGAUAGUGCGGGCGGCGGUGGCGGGGCGCAGUAUUGGGUCGCCGAAUGUAUGGUUCCGGCGCAUCGCGAGAAUGUCCGCAUGCCAGAGGGCUUCUUGGAUCGGCUGUAUGACCGUGUGCCGGGGGUGGUGCCGUACGUGACUAAGGCGGAGGUGCAGGUGACGCCAGGCACCGUUGUGUCGACGAGGGGUGGUGUUGGGCUUAUUGCUUACUUCUUGUUGUAUUCGAGGACGAGCAGGAGACACCUCCUAGAGAUGUGUCAUAGUAUGACUGAAGCGGCUGCGGACAUCCUGGAUGGAUAG